UCUUUUGAGGUGAAAAUGUGGAUGCCAAUUAAGGUAGCUUAUGCAUACGAGAUUCGUUCAACAAGGAAACAUGACCGAAAGCAGAAAUUGCCGUCUUUUUCUUUAAACACAGGUAAUGAAAGCAGAAAGAGUUUCGGUAAGGCACUUGCCCACCAUGAAGGCAAACUCAAGGAUAACAUGGACAAGGUGUUGAGAUGGAGAGAAACUCUUACAAAAGCAGCAAAUUUGUCUGGCUGGUCAUUCCUGGCCAACGGGCCUGAAUAUAAAUUUAUUCAAAAAAUUGUUGAAGAUAUUUCGGUCCAAGUUUUAGAUAGUACCCAUUUGAAUGUGGUAAGUCCUUCAAAGGCACAAGAUUUCAGGCAGCCGGAAACUCCGAUAAGCAGGAAGUGUUUGCAGAAGAAGUUUGAAAUAGUUUGCAAAUUCUUAGGCGUUUUGUAUUGCAUCAUCUUCGUAGUAUUUUGGGUCCGUCUCGCCGCACGCCUGGGUUUUUUUAGCGUUUUUUUUGGAAACUCGCUUGAUUAGCGUUUGAAAUUAAGAAAUGACAUCCAGGUGCUUGCCUAAAUCGACUAGGCAUCUGUUUAGCUCAUCCAGAUAUGCCUAGGUCAGGUUCACCUAGAUAGAAAAUAGAUAAUUUUCAUUUUGCAUUUUAUUUUAUUUUUUUAAUGAAUUGUAACAGACUUGCUGCAUACUUAAAAUUAACACACAUUAUAUCCUUGUUUCCU
Molecule: messenger RNA, 722 nt
Organism: Pyrus x bretschneideri (Chinese white pear)
Lineage: Eukaryota; Viridiplantae; Streptophyta; Magnoliopsida; Rosales; Rosaceae
Exons: 3
Coding region: 16-522 (168 amino acids)
Biological process (GO): signal transduction
Source: RefSeq, a predicted model, not a curated record